Molecule: messenger RNA, 1668 nt
Organism: Pseudozyma flocculosa PF-1
Lineage: Eukaryota; Fungi; Basidiomycota; Ustilaginomycetes; Ustilaginales; Ustilaginaceae
Exons: 1
Coding region: 1-1668 (555 amino acids)
Biological process (GO): piecemeal microautophagy of the nucleus; multivesicular body membrane disassembly; macroautophagy
Molecular function (GO): glycerophospholipase activity
Source: RefSeq, a predicted model, not a curated record
AUGCCGGCCACCCCUCGCCACCGCGCACGCAGUCGCCCACGGCUCACGCUCCUCUGCUCGCUCAGCUGCCUCGCCCUCGUGCUCGUCGCUGCAUCGUCGGCCACCGUCGCCGGCGCCGCUGCCGUCUCCCAAACACCCCUCUGGAUCGAUACGACCGCACAGCAACCCAUAUGGUCGCUCGCCCAAAGCCUGCAGCGCUACUUGACCAACGCCCUCUCGACCGUUUGGUCUGGCCGCCCCUCACCUGAGCAGCCCCGAUCCGAGUACAAGUACUUUGGCCUGCGGCAGGCCUACCACCAGGGCAUGGAGGCGUAUACCGGCCUCCGCGCCACGACCGACUUCGACUACAAGGUCCACGCCCUCUCGUCCCUGUCGGACCCGAGCGACCCCUACCACAUCCCGCCCAUCAAGACGGUCCGCCAGACAGUCACGCGCCCGCGCGACGUCAACCGCUACCUCGAGGUGCGCGGCACCUCGUACGAGGAUGCCGUCUGCGCCGCCUCGACCGAGCUCGACUGGGAAGAUGUCGAGAUCGAUGCACCCGAUACCGAAGACCGCCAGACGAUCCUCGCCUUUGCCAAGAUGGCGGCGCUGGCCUACCAGAACGACACUUCUGGCUGGGAGGCCACCGGCGGCUUCAACCUGACCGACUCGUUUGGCUGGGAGGGCGACGGCAUGCGCGGCCACAUCUUUACCACCCAGGACAAUAGCACCAUUGUCGUCGCGCUCAAGGGCACCAGCUCGGCGUUGCUGCCUGGCGGCGGCGACACGGCGCGGCGCGACCGCGUCAACGACAACAUGCUCUUCUCGUGCUGCUGCGCCCGCGUCUCGUGGUCGUGGACGCCCGUGUGCGACUGCUACGCGGGCCACGGCGACACGUGCGGCCAGUCGUGCCUCGAGCGGGCGCUCGUGGAAAAGUCGCUCUACUACCCGGCCGCCACGGACCUGUACAACAACAUCUCGUACCUCUAUCCGGACUCGCAGAUCUGGAUCAGUGGCCACAGCCUCGGCGGCGCCGUUUCUGCUCUGCUCGGCAUCACCUUUGGCGCGCCCACCAUCACCUUUGAGGCUCCCGGCGACCGGAUGGCGGCGCUGCGGCUCCACCUGCCGCUGCCGCCGUCCAGGCACCCGGACGACAGCCCCGUCUCGGCGCUGCCCAUCACCCACGUCUACAACACGGCCGACUCGAUCGCCAUGGGUCAGUGCAACGGCGCCGGCUCGUUCUGCUCCAACCUCGGCUAUGCCAUGGAGUCCAAGUGCCACUCGGGCAAGACGAUCCUCUACGACACCGUCGGCAAGCUCGGCUGGGGCAGCAGCCUGACGACGCACCGCAUCAACACGUUGAUCGACAACGUCCUCGACGAGGACUGGAGCGAAAAGGUGCGGAAGGCCAAGGGCAAGGGCAAGGUCAAGAUGAAGUCCAGCACCAGGUCACUGGCCGAGUCAGGGUCGCUGGCAUCUUCCACCGAAGGUCCGAUGCGGACUCUGGGCUGGCGAUGGCCGUGGAGGGGUGGGAAGGACAAGGACGACGACGACGACGAGGGCCAGCGGGACGAGGACGACACCCGCGCGGUGCCGAGGCGGCGCAGCGAGGACGACUGCCGCGACUGCGCCGACUGGCACUUUAUCGACGAUGCCACCGACGGCGGCGAGGACAAGGGCCAGUAG